CCAUAAGAUGGGAGGGGAAGAAGAGAGGAAGAAGAGGGUGGCAGUGGAAUCGCUGGGAUGGCUGACGGAAUCUUCGAUAAUGCCGAAGAAGCACAGAGCCAUCGAAGGCGUGGGCCCUUCCUCCAUCAUGGAGCUCAAGGCUCAGCUCUACAGAUCCCAGGAGGAAUCCAAGAAGUCCAAGGAUUUGACGGGUACCGACGUCCAGUACCACCGCGCCAAGCAGAGGGUCGCCGCGCACGGAUCCUUCCCCGGAAAAAACUCCGGCGUCGAGGCUCGUGCCCUAAAGGACAAACUCGAGUCAAAAGCAGUAAAAGAUGGAUCGGUGAGUUAUGCAGCUUUGGAGAAAAAGGCAGAGUUGUACGCAAAGCUUGUAAGGGGAGAGCUGGCUGAUGAAGAAGACCAGGAUAAGUACUGUGUUGAUUUCUUCCGAAAGGGUAUUGAACAGGAAGAAUCACACCACCGAUCAGGUGAACACGAUGAAUCUGCAUCAGCACCUCUUGAUGACGCAAAGGAAGAAGGAGAAGGUGAAGGUGAUGGUUCUCUGUUUAGGACCAGAUUUGUGGGACCUGGUCGGACUGUUGGGACAGCAGACACGAGUGAACAUGUCCGCAUGGUCAGGGAGGUUCAUGAAGAAGUGAACCAAGCAAGAGAGAAAACAACGGAGCUGAAACAGCAAAGGCAGGAGCAAGCUGCAGCUCGCCGUGAGAAACUCAGACAAGCAUUCCUCCGCAAGCAGCUCGACAAACUCAAGGCUCAACAUCAACAACAAACAGCUUCCUCAAGGUGGGAAGCUGACUGACUUGUGACCCAAGAAACUGCAGAAAGAUGAAGAGUGAGAGAGAGAGAGAGAGAGAGAGGAAUAAACGGAAAAC
Tarenaya hassleriana is the source of this 872-nucleotide messenger RNA. RefSeq lists its product as uncharacterized. The record is from RefSeq and is a predicted model, not a curated record. Lineage: Eukaryota; Viridiplantae; Streptophyta; Magnoliopsida; Brassicales; Cleomaceae. Gene Ontology annotation, cellular component: nucleus.